Gavialis gangeticus (Gharial) is the source of this 1369-nucleotide messenger RNA. It is a transcript of the gene PRRG4, whose product is annotated as proline rich and Gla domain 4. The record is from RefSeq and is a predicted model, not a curated record. NCBI's taxonomy places the organism in Eukaryota, Metazoa, Chordata, Crocodylia, Gavialidae. Gene Ontology annotation, molecular function: calcium ion binding. The transcript is spliced from 6 exons. Bases 171 to 845 code for a protein of 224 amino acids. Gene Ontology annotation, cellular component: extracellular region.
GUGGGGCUGGUUCUGGGCGGCCCCAGGUGUGUCAGCGCGGAGCAUGUGAUCCCGGCCGCUCCCUCUGCAGGAAGCAAAGCGGAGGAGGAAGCGGGAGUAGGAUCAGUCGAGUCUGCUCCCCGGCCGGGUGGUGUCUCUGAGCAGCAGCCUCGCAGGAGCUGAUACCGACUAUGAUUAUGUGUUUCGUACUGCUGUGUCAGCUGCCAAUAAUGUUUGCAUUUCCUCAUUGUGCAAGAUUAAAGAAUGUGAAACAUAAAGGGAAAGAAGUAUUCGCAUCAGAAAAAGAAGCCAAUUUGUUCCUGAAACGACAUCUUCUAAGUAACAGAUUUGAUUUUGAAGUAUUUACCCCUGGUGAUGUAGAAAGAGAAUGCUUUGAAGAACUGUGCAAUUAUGAGGAAGCAAGAGAAUUUUUUGUAGAUCCUGAUAAAACGAUGGCGUUUUGGAAAGAAUAUUCAAAAAAGGAUCCCAGUACAACAAUCAAUGGUGAGGGAUUACAGAAGAUUGAUGUUACUGGACUUCUGAUUGGCCUAGUUGCUGCUGGAGUGCUGGUGGUUUUAGCUGGAUUACUACUUUACUAUUUUUUCAAAAGUAGAUGCAAAUCAAGGCAACCACCAGGAUAUUCCAACUAUGUAAGAAGUAGAAGACGCCAUUCAUCUAUCAUCUUCAGAAGACAUGAAGAAGUAUCUUUAAAUCCACUUCCUCCAAGAACAGAUGAAUCAGGACUUCCAACUUAUGAACAAGCAGUGGCAGUUGAUGGAAGAUGUGAUGUUUCACCACCACCAUACCCAGGGCCUGCAAAAGGGUUUAGGGUGUUUAAGAAGUCCAUGUCACUUCCUGCUUCCUAAGCACAAACCUGCUUCCUUUCUUCCUUGGAAGAUGAUGAUAUAUAUUUGACAAAAUGCAAUACCUUGCACACUGCUGAACAGUUCACAAAAAUGUGAAAGCUUGCUGAUCCUCGGCAUAGGACUGAGUGAAACUACCAUGCAGACAAAGAAGCUAUUGUUUUGGAAAUAGUUUGUUUCAUGAUGAAGAUUACUUGUUUGUACAUGGUUUUGGUGCUAGGAACUGAAUUUUGUAUAAAGAUACAAAUUUUAUAUUGGCCACUUGCAUUUAGGGCCAAGCCACUAAAUUAGUGAUAUGCCAUUAACAGUUUUGUUUUGUUUGUUUGUUUCUUUAGAAGGAAAAAUAUUUUAAAUGUUGAAAAUGGUCUUUUAGAGAGACAAACAGCUUACUUUCUGGCUGCUCAAAUGUUAUACCUCUGUGAAUAUAAUAAGUAUGCAGUAGAAAGUGGAUUCUUAGUUCUUGGUUUGGAGGUAGGGUUAGCAUUUAGUUUUGAAAAAAAAUGUUUUUAUUAAACUUUUUAGAACUU